UCACGAGAUUGAAGGAGUGGUACUACUGUUUGUAAAUGGUGGACUCGCUCUUUCGUGUUUCCUGUGCAAAUCGUGCCGGAACGGGGAGGUCGUGAUAGUUACGAUUUGCAGAUAUGCCGCCAAAACGUGGUAAAGUUCAAAAGGAGGAGGUCCAAGUGUCCCUUGGACCGCAACUUCGUGAAGGAGAGGUGGUUUUUGGUGUGGCUCACAUUUUCGCCAGCUUCAACGACACAUUCGUGCACGUUACCGAUUUAUCGGGCAGAGAAACAAUUGCCAGAGUCACUGGUGGGAUGAAAGUAAAGGCCGAUCGUGACGAAGCUUCUCCCUACGCAGCUAUGCUUGCUGCUCAGGACGUUGCAGAAAAGUGUAAAUCUCUAGGCAUCACAGCACUGCACAUCAAAUUGAGAGCUACCGGAGGUAAUAAGACAAAGACCCCUGGCCCGGGUGCGCAAUCCGCCUUGCGAGCUUUAGCCCGCUCAAGCAUGAAAAUCGGUCGCAUCGAGGAUGUUACUCCGAUCCCGUCUGAUUCUACUCGCAGAAAGGGAGGUCGCCGUGGACGCAGGCUAUAAACUAAUAAUGCGCUGUAUGGUUUAUUAUCUUUCAAUAAAUAUUUAGACAGAUAUUGCAUA
This is a messenger RNA of Ooceraea biroi (clonal raider ant), 629 nucleotides long. RefSeq names its product ribosomal protein S14 (gene Rps14). The record is from RefSeq and is a predicted model, not a curated record. Gene Ontology annotation, biological process: translation. Lineage: Eukaryota; Metazoa; Arthropoda; Insecta; Hymenoptera; Formicidae. Gene Ontology annotation, molecular function: structural constituent of ribosome. Gene Ontology annotation, cellular component: ribosome.